UUUCCACGGGACACAUUCUGACGUGGUGUCGCAUUUGAAGGUCUUAUGUGCACAGGUGAAGGUGGUUAAGUUCAGCUACAUGUGGACGAUAAAUAACUUCAGCUUUUGCCGGGAGGAAAUGGGAGAAGUGCUAAAGUCGUCCACGUUUUCAGCAGGAGCCAACGAUAAAUUAAAAUGGUGCCUAAGAGUGAAUCCUAAGGGUCUGGACGAGGAGAGCAAAGACUACCUGUCUCUAUAUCUCCUUCUCGUUUCGUGCAACAAAUCCGAAGUCAGAGCAAAGUUCAAAUUUUCUAUUCUUAAUGCCAAAAGAGAAGAAACCAAAGCAAUGGAGAGCCAACGUGCUUACAGGUUCGUCCAAGGUAAAGAUUGGGGUUUUAAGAAAUUCAUUAGAAGAGAUUUCUUGUUGGACGAAGCCAACGGACUCUUGCCCGACGACAAACUCACGAUAUUCUGUGAGGUGAGCGUGGUGGCGGACAGCGUGAACAUUUCCGGGCAAAGCAACACCAUACAGUUCAAAGUUCCCGAGUGUCGAUUGCCGGACGACCUCGGGCUUCUGUUUGAAAACCAAAAAUUCAGCGACGUCACGCUGACGGUGUGCGGGAGGGAAUUUCAGGCGCACAAAGCCAUCCUCGCAGCGCGAAGUCCCGUUUUCUCGGCGAUGUUCGAGCACGAGAUGGAGGAGAGGAAACAGAACCGCGUGGACAUCACCGACGUGGACCAUGAGGUGCUGCGAGAGAUGUUACGGUUUAUAUAUACCGGGAAGGCCGCGAAUUUGGAGAAAAUGGCGGACGAUUUGCUAGCCGCGGCGGAUAAGUACGCGUUAGAAAGGUUGAAGGUCAUGUGCGAGGAAGCGUUAUGCACGAGUUUAGCGAUCGAGAACGCAGCUGACAUCCUGAUCCUCGCCGAUCUUCACAGCGCCGAUCAACUCAAGGCACAGGCCAUAGAUUUUAUUAACACACACGCGACAGACGUGAUGGACACGGCUGGUUUUAAGUCAAUGGUGAACUCUCAUCCGCACCUCAUAGCGGAAGCGUUUCGGGCGUUAGCCACCCAACAAAUUCCACCGAUCGGACCGCCCAGGAAGCGAGUGAAACAGAGC
Heterotrigona itama is the source of this 1099-nucleotide messenger RNA. The record is from the annotation of a GenBank genome assembly. Lineage: Eukaryota; Metazoa; Arthropoda; Insecta; Hymenoptera; Apidae.